AUCAGUCAUUUGAAAAGAAACACUGUGUUCCACCAGGAUGCCUACGAAGUGGAUUUCCGUUCUGCUGCUGCUACAACUGGGUUGUCACUUUAGCCCUGGGUGGUGUGGAAAGGUGCUGGUGUGGCCCACAGAAUAUAGCCAUUGGAUGAAUAUGAAGAUAAUUCUGGAUGAACUUGUCCACAGAGGUCAUGAAGUGACUGUUCUGACAUCUUCAGCUUCAAUUCUUGUUGAUCCCAAUAAGGCAUCUGCUAUUAAUUUUGAGAUUUUUCCUACAUCUUUAACAAAAGAUGAUUUUGAGGAUCUUUUCAUGCAGCUGAUCUCUAAAUGGACAAAUACACCAAAAGAUGGCUUUUUUACUUAUUUUUCACUAAUGCAAGAUAUCUUUGGGGAAUAUUAUGAUUACAUUCAGAAGCUCUGUAAAGAUGCAGUUUUAAACAAGAAACUGAUGACAAAACUACAGGAAUCAAGGUUUGAUGUCAUUCUUGCAGACCCCUUUGGACCCUGUGGUGAGCUGCUGGCUGAAGUACUUAAAAUACCUUUGGUGUACAGUCUCCGCUUCACUCCAGGCUCUACAAUUGAGAAGCAUAUUGGAGGACUUCCAUUCCCUCCGUCCUAUGCACCUGUUGUCUUGUCAGAGUUAAGUGAUCAAAUGACCUUCAUGGAGAGGGUAAAAAAUAUGAUAUACGUGCUCUAUUUUGACUUCUGGUUCCAAACAUAUAAUCAGAAGAAGUGGGACCAGUUAUAUACUGAGGUACUAGGAAGACCCACUACAUUAUUUGAAUUAAUGAGUAAAGCUGAAAUAUGGCUCAUUCGGACCUACUGGGACUUUGAAUUUCCCCGCCCAUUCUUACCACAUUUCCAUUUUGUUGGAGGCCUCCACUGCAAACCUGCCAAACCUCUGCCUAAG
Miniopterus natalensis is the source of this 907-nucleotide messenger RNA. Lineage: Eukaryota; Metazoa; Chordata; Mammalia; Chiroptera; Miniopteridae. The record is from RefSeq and is a predicted model, not a curated record.